Molecule: messenger RNA, 4671 nt
Organism: Paralichthys olivaceus (Japanese flounder)
Lineage: Eukaryota; Metazoa; Chordata; Actinopteri; Pleuronectiformes; Paralichthyidae
Source: RefSeq, a predicted model, not a curated record
UGAGUCAUUCCUGUUUCAUUUGAGAACAUGUGUUAGUUUUGCUGGUUUGUUUAAAUGUUGGAAUUGUUACAGUUUGAGUUCUGCUCUCUGUCGUUACUCAGUUUUGUCCUUCUGCCUUUUUUUGGAUGUUCAUUUGAUCUGCCUGCCUCCUGUCUACUGAACCUCAUGUGAAGUGAUUGAGUGAAACUAUAGUAACUCACAGGUGAUGAACAGCAGCAGCUUCCACUCUCUCUCCUCCACUGCUGCUGCCACACACACACACGCACACGCACACGCAGGAGCUCACGACUCAGCACCGACCAGAAUAAAACCACCAGUCUGACUCUCACUCACGUUGAUCUGAGGAUCAGUGAGUGACAGAGACGUGGUGUGCGAACUCCUGAUAAACGAGCUCAAGUGUCAGAAGGAUUUCUCCUCUUCUCCUCUUCUCCUCUUGUUGGCGUGCACGCAGGAAUGAUGCGUGCGUCUCGGGACUUCAGCCCGACCAGCGGAUUCUCAGUCUGCUGAAACACUCCCUUCUUCUCGCUUGUUUUGCUUCACUGCAAACCUGCACCACCGGAGCGCAGUGGUGAUGGACCUUGGUUCGGAUGUCUUAACGCACGAAGAGUCCUGCAGCUUGUGUGCGCAUGCUUUUGUGAAAUGUGCCACUUUUUCUCGCAAUUCCCACUCGUCUGACUUUUUGGAAGAGCCACGGAUGCUGGACAUGUUCCUCUCGCAGGGUGCAUGAGAGAUGGCGACCGAAAAGCACCAAGUCCAAUACUGGCACCUGUCCGGCUGGAUCAUGACACUUUGCGCCACAGGUGAAUGAAUCAGUCUCUCUCUGAACCGUGCGUGUUUUUCCAAUCUGUUUUCGAGCGUGUUGCACACAGACCAUGGAUCUCAAAGUAGAAACCGAGGAGCUGGACUCGAAUCGACCUCCACCCAUUGAAGUUUUUGCGCACAGCUCGACCCUGCACGGGAUCUCCCACAUCUUCACUUACGAGCGCUUCUGCAUCAAACGCUGCCUGUGGCUCGUCUUCUUCCUGGGCUCCCUCACCUUCCUGCUGUACGUGUGCGUGGACCGGAUCCACUUCUACCUGGAGUACCCGCACGUCACCAAGCUGGACGAGGUCUCGACCCCGAACAUGAUGUUCCCCGCGGUCACUUUCUGCAACCUGAACGCGUUCCGCUUCAGCCGCGUGACGCGUAAUGACCUGUACCACGCCGGGGAGCUGCUGGCCCUGCUCAACCAGAGGUAUGAGAUCCGGGACAUUCACCUUGUGGAGGAGAGCGUCCUGGAGAGCCUGAAGGUCAGAGCCGACUUCCACAAUUUCAAGCCGCGACCCUUCAACAUGCGGGAGUUUUACGACCGGACGGGUCACGACAUCAAUGACAUGCUGCUCUCCUGCCACUUCCACGGCAUUGAAUGCAGACCAGAGGACUUCAAAGUGGUCUUCACUCGCUACGGGAAGUGUUACACCUUUAAUGCAGGCGGUGAUGGACGCCCUCUCCUCAUCACCACCAAGGGAGGUAUGGGUAAUGGUCUUGAGCUCAUGCUGGACAUUCAGCAGGAUGAAUACCUGCCAGUGUGGGGAGAAACAGACGAGACGUCGUUUGAAGCCGGGGUCAAAGUUCAGAUCCACAGUCAGGACGAGCCGUCGUUCAUUGAUCAGCUCGGGUUUGGAGUGGCACCUGGAUUCCAGACAUUUGUUUCCUGCCAAGAACAAAGGCUGAUUUAUCUUCCCCCACCCUGGGGAGACUGUAAGGUGACGCCCAUGGAUUCAGACUUCUUUGAUAGUUACAGCAUCACAGCCUGUCGCAUCGACUGUGAAACACGCUACCUGGUGGACAACUGCAACUGUCGCAUGGUGCACAUGCCUGGCGAUGCACCGUACUGCACCCCCGAGCUGUACAAAGAAUGUGCUGACCCAGCUCUCGAUUUCCUGGUGGAAAGAGACAAUGAUUUCUGUGUUUGUGAGACACCGUGCAACAUGACCAGAUACAGCAAAGAGCUGUCCUUCGUCAAGAUCCCCAGCAAGGCCUCCGCUAAAUAUCUUGCAAAGAAAUACAACAAAUCUGAGCAGUAUAUUAAGGAGAACCUCCUGGUUUUAGACAUAUUUUUUGAGGCUCUCAACUAUGAGACUAUUGAACAAAAAAAGGCUUAUGAAGUGGCUGGACUUUUAGGUGAUAUCGGUGGUCAGAUGGGACUUUUUAUCGGGGCGAGCAUCCUCACUAUUCUCGAGCUGUUUGACUACUUUUAUGAGGUAAUCAAGUACAAGCUUUGUCGCUGCUCCGAUAAGAAGCACAACAACGCUGACCAGGGAACAGUCCUGAGCUUGGAUGAUGUUAAGUGUCAUGUCAGUAACUUUCACUAGGCCUCUGCAGCCAAGAGGAGGAGCCACUCCUUGUCUCUGAGCGGCUUCAUGAACUUUGUUCACUGCAGUUUCCUGAAGCAGACUCCUGCAGCAACAGUGAGCGUGUCUGAACUGUCUCCGGUGAGGGUUUAUGAGCAACGAUAAUGUGGCUAAAGUAAAGAGAAGGCCACGUAGACAGCAGGACAGCAGACACCAGUUAUCAACAUGUUGUGAUGAGUUCAAAAACGUUAUACGAAUAACUGCAUGGUCAUCUGUAAACAGCUUUUCAAGACAUAGCAGCAGAUUCAGUAAAUGGGGGCAUGAACCAAACAAAGGUUCAUAUGUGUUCAGUUAAACAGCGUUAGAUAUCCCAGAUGUGCCGUGGUGUUUUUAUCAAUUUGUAGGAUUUUUUGUAAAAUAAUUGGUGAAAGAUUUGUUUUCACUCACAAAAGGUCAUUAGUUCUUUUUAAAAGCGUGGAUGUCCUCACUGAAUAUUUAUUUUCGCUUCUAUAUUUCAACAUAACGCUGAAAUAUAGAAUCCUUAUCCUAUGCCACUCUUUCCUUGUGCAUUUUGUCAGUAUACUCUACUACCUCAUCUUGCAGGGUGACGCCACCAUGAAGACAUUGUGAGCCUAGUAAAUGUAUAACAUGGGGAAUUAGCAUGAAUAAAAAAUUCAAUAGGUCGGAGUACACAACACUUCAGCAGCAGUCAUAUUCAUGUCAUAGGGGAAGCUCAGGUAUAAGUAAUAAAAUUAAUGUUGGCUGUCAUGAUUUACUUUAACAGGAAGGAGCCAAGUUAAUGUUGUUAGUUAAACCUGGGCUUUUCCUACUUUUAUAUCAUAAUGGUAAACACUUCUUUUUAGAGUAAAUGCUGAUAUUUAGUGGAACAGAACCAAGUAAGGUCAUUUCAGUAAACUGACUCGGUAACAUCCAUAAGCCAAGUAAAUAUGUAGAACCAACAUCACUGAAUGUAUUGAUUUGAACAGAUUGACAUUUUGGGAAAUACACUUCAGAGACAUCAUUACCAGAGACAUAUUAUGGGGAGACGUCGAUACUGCAGAUAUAUCAUCCAUUUUUAUGCAAAGCCGAUUGGCUACAGCUAGAAGAAGCUUAGCAUUAAGAUGGAAACACGGUGAGGCAGCUCAUAUUUAACUUGUACUAAAACAUACAAACAAUUUAUUGUUUUUCAUGAUCUCUGCCUUCUGCUUUUACGUUGUAAUUUAACAUGUUUAUUUGUACCAUACAGGCGCCCCCCCCAUUUCCAUUUUUUUGUGCUAAGCUACACUGCUGCUGGCUGUAGCUUCAUAUUUAGACAGAAAUACAAAUACAGUAGGAUAAUUGGCCUAAAAGCUAUUUAGCCAUUACAUUAGGAUGGAUCGACAGAAGUAAAAUUCACAAACCAGAUUAAGAACAAAUAUUUAGAACUAUUCUCCAUGUCAACCAGGCACUAUACUGUAAGAUUUAACUUCCCCUGUCAAUGAAUUAGUGUAGAGUAUACUGUAGAUCUCAGAAGAAAUAAAAAAUACAAGGAAGAGUAGGCUUCAAACCAGUCUUCAGUGCAUUCAUUUAAGGGAUGUCAUACAUUGGUACUUGUACCCAGAUGCUGUUCAUCGCAUUUAAGGAGAAUUAACCUGCAAAGAUAAAAUCAAUGAGAAUAAACAUGUUGAAUGUGUUUUUCUAACUUGCAUGUAUCGCUGUACAGUAGGUGUCUUAAACGGGGUCCAUCACAGAUGAUCUGCAGGUCUGACUGCAUUUUGUCAUCAUCUGUUAGUGAGUUUGUUUUUAUACUGCGAGCAUGUAUUUAUUUGUGUGUGUGUGCGUGUGUGUUUCCAGUGUUACAUUUUAAAUGCCCUCAUAUCAAAAACCACUCAAAACAACAGUCUGCUACAAACCAAUCAUAUUAUUUUACAGCUCAUUGAUUUGCUAACCUUUAGAAGGAAUGGGAAUUGUAUGGUGUGUAGCUGUAUGGUGUUACCAUCAAGCCCAGUCAUACCAUUUGCUGUAAUCUAAUGUAUAUAUUGCAAUGACUAUGAAUAAUAACCUUGAGUGUAUUUGCUCUUAUCUGUAUAAUAUUGUACUUGUACUUAUUCAUUAUAAAGUAGCUGUUUUUAUGUACAUGUUGUAGAUGGUUUAUUUCUCAAGAGUGUAUUUAUCAAACACUAUAUUUAAGUAUACAGCUAUUUAUUCUUGUUUGUUUUGCUACAAUCAGUUCAUCUUAUUGUAUUCUACUCAUCAGUAAAUGAAAGUGACAACAGAAUUGUUAUUUCAUGCAUCUCGAAAGUCCUGUCGACCAUGCUUCCAGGUUUUUUAAUAUUUAUGCCUCCAUUUUCAAUAUAUA